Stylonychia lemnae is the source of this 5094-nucleotide messenger RNA. The record is from the annotation of a GenBank genome assembly. Lineage: Eukaryota; Ciliophora; Spirotrichea; Sporadotrichida; Oxytrichidae.
AUGGAUAACUUGAAUAUCACUAGUUUAAAGCCAUAGUAGAGAUACACAAGGAACUAAACAUUCUAAGUCAAGAAAUCUAAUUCUAUUCCUAAGACAAACGUACUUCUAAUAACUAAAACCUCAAGAAACUAAUUACUUAGCUAGCCUGGCUGGAGUAAUACUAAUGAAAUGAAAAAUACAACCACCUCUGGAGACUCCAAAGAAGCUUACUAAGUUAACUAUCAAUCUCCUCUAAAUAAAGUCUCCUAAAAUUAGAGACUCAAUUAUACAGAUAACAAGCAAAGUUAUAACAAAAAUCAUUAAGCUAACUAUUAAGUAAAAGGAAUUGAGGCCUUCGAUUAGAAUGCAUAUAAUGAUAAAAUACCUAGGAAUAAUGCAACGAUGGAGUCAUCUGCAGACUUGUAAAGCCAAACAAACUAUACCAAACAAACUCCAGUUACAGCAAGCAAAACUAAUGUUUAAAGAAAUAACUUUGGAGCAUCAAAUGAGUCAGCUUAGUUCUAAACUAUGAACUCAGGAUUUUACAAGAAAGAAUAGAUGUAUAAAGUUUAAGGUAAUAGCUUCAAGAAUAAAAAUGGCACACUUCCUUCUAAGUAACCAAUGAGUCAACCUAUCAAUAGGUAUGAAGUCUAUUAAAGUUAAUACUCAAUCUAAGGAGGAAAAUCAAAUGUUGGAUCUCCUGAUCUACAUAACAGAUCAGUUGUUUUUAUGGCUUCUCCCAAUAUAGGAUUGCCUAAGCAAAAUCUAACUACCUUCCAAUCAAUAAUAGACUACAAUGAGGGAUAAGCACAUGAUAAUUCUUAAAGUAAAUCUGCUUAAAAGGCAUACUUCAAUCAUAAUAGGAGCAGCAGUAAGAAUCAAGUUAUUUAUUAGAAUGAUCAUGAGUAUUUCAACACUCAGAAGGGACUUACUAAUGAUUCAAUUAGAACAGCCAAUAAGUCAAGGAAUGGGAAAAUGAUACACAACUAUACUACUGGAAACAAAAAAAACUAUAGUAAUAAUAUUAGAUCUAACAACUCAGUAAUUAUCAAUGCUGGAACAUAGAAUCAAAAUAAUAACUCGCUGCUUCUAAAGAUACUUAAUCUUAAGCAGUAUCAACUUCAGUCAUCUCAUGAUGGUUCACCGUUAAAAGACGAUAAAAUGGACUCAUAGAUAGAAUCUCAUAAGUUGAAUACAAGUUUAAAUAAGUUCUUCUAAAAAAGAAAGGAAGCUCCAGACUUCAAUUCAAAUCAGCAGUAAAAAUAAGCUAUUACUGAGAUCAAACAAUCUAGAAAUAAUCUUGGCAAGAUUAGCCACACUUAUUAGUCAAAUUAAAAUCCUAAUGCGUCAUUUUAUUCUUAGGUAAAAAGAAAAGACUAUUUGGAGAAAUAGUAGAAAGAGUUCAUCGAAUCUUUGGGUAUUAAAAAUAGUUAUUAUAUUCCUGGAGAUGUUGAUUUCCUUGAGAGAAAUCUAAGAGAAAUCGCUAAUAAUUCUCAUAAUAAAUCAUAUAUGGAAUCUGAAACUUCAAAGUUGAGUGUUGCAGAUAAAUCAUUUGAAACUGGUAAAAAAAUAAUUGGUUAAUCUCCCCUUACAAAAAAAAGAGUAAACCCCUAUGUGAAAAAGGAAUAGAAAUUUAAAAAAAUUUAUGAGGAAAAGCUUGUUGAGUUGCGAGGCUAGUAAAAUACAAUAACAAAGCCAGGAGAUAGUAUUUCAAGCAUCAAAUAGCUCAAACCUCCAGACAUUUCUCUUUACAAGGAAAGAAAUGAUCCCUACUAAAUAAUAUCCAAUAGAAUUAAAACAAGAGCUCAAAUGAUUGAAAGGAAAUAUUUGGAUAAAAAUGUUAAAAUUUUAGAAAAAUUCUUUGACCCAUUGAGGAUAAGAAUAAGAGUGAUGCCUGUGUCUAGAGCUCCAUUAGUCUAAGGAAAGAACUCUGAUUAUUAUUUUAUUGAAGCAGCAAAACUAAGUUUAAAAGGAGACCUGACUAAUGCAAUUGAAUAAUUAAAAAAAGGACUAGAGCUAAAGCCAACUCACUUCCUUUGUAGAUUUAAUCACGGAGUACUCAUGUUUAAACUUGGCUUAAUAUAGGAAGCUACCUCUGAUUUUGAAAUUCUAAAUAGAAUAUAUGGAUUGAAAGAACCUGCUUCUACCUACAAUCUUGCAAUAUGCUACGCAUAAAGUGGAAAAUACUAAGAGGGUAAUGCUCUUUGUUCCCUAGUUAUAGAAUCAUUAGGAAAGUAAUUUUAUGAUAAAGAGCUACUAUAAGACGCUUUCAAGUUAAAAGGAAUCUGUUCUUUCAGAUUAGGUGAUGCUAUAGAAUCAAUCAAGAGCUAUAACUUAAGCAACAAGUACAGAAUAGAGGCUAUCUAGGAUAAAUAAGACAUUGAUGACAAAAACAAAUAAAUGACAGGAUAUGAGCUUGAGUGUAUUUACAUAGAUCUAUUCAUUGAGGAGACUAAACACAUAUUUUAAGACUCAAAGUUCUAAUAGGCAUUAAUGAAAGCUUCAAAAUCUUAAAAGCAUCUUAGGCCUUUACUUUUUGACAUGCACUAGUUUAAGAGGUUCGGUUCAGAGAAAAAUCUUGAUGUUAAAACCUAGAAGAACUUUCAAAUUAAGCUUAUAAAUUAAAAUACUGGAACCGCUUAGAUAGAAGACUGUGAGUCGCUAGGCUAAAACAGUGAUCGUCUAAAUUAGCAAGAUUUCAACAAGCACAUCUUAAUAAUGGAUAAGUCAUCAUAAAAAUUGGAUGUAAAUCAUUAAAGAUAACCUUCUAAAUCAAUGAAAAAAGCUAAUAGACCUGACCAUAGAAAAAAUUAUUCGUUAGAUCUUAAUGCUGACAAAGAUCAGAAGACUGAGGCUGUAAGUCCAAAUAACAAAAACAAAUCGAUUAGAAAUUUCAGGAAAGUCUCAUAUAAUGAUUUCUCUAGUUUAGUCAAUAAUUAGUUGCACAAUACAAAGAAGCUAACUUAAUCAAUUAGAUCUAGAGUUGAAAAGGAGAAGUUAAAAAAAUUUGUCGGGAUUACUAAUCUGUCUGUAUUAGAGGCAAAUUAAUUCGAUUUGGAUUAGCAGAAGUCAAAAAUCUACGAAGAUUAGAUAUAUAAUGAGUUAAGAGACACAAAAAAUAAUAUAAUAAAUGCUGGGUCUAAAUAUAGGCUAGAGAAGAUAUAUGGAAUUAGUACUGAGCAUGUGAAUAGCUCAUCAAUAAUAUUUGAUGAUAUAACAGAAGAAGAGAAGAAAGAGAUUGAUAAAAGACGAAGAAUCGAAGCGGAGCUAAAUCAAUCUUCAGAUAAUUAAUAGCUUAAACUGUUUAAAGAAUAAGAGUAGUAAGAUGAUAAGUUCCUUUAAUUCUUGCUUGGGGCAAAUGAAAUUAAGAUGAGAGAACUAUUAGGAACUUAUAAUGAGAACUCAAUAAAAGCAGUAAUGAAUGAGCAAAGAGACCUCGAAAAUAUGCUUAGAAACAUGAGGGAGAAGUUUUCCUUAAAAGAGCAGGAAUGGGAGAGAGAAUAUGCUCACGAGCAACGCAGAAUUAUGAAUCUCUCACUGAAUGAUAGUGAUGAAUAAGAAGAAGUUGGUUUGAGCAAUAGAUCUCUCAAAAGAAAAAAGACUAAAGAAACAGUCAUUGACAAACUUAAUAAGAGUUUAAUUGAUAAUGAAGUUACGCCAGAUGACAUUUAAAAUAUUUUGAUAAGAGAUCGAGACGAGAAAUAAAUAAAGGAAAACCAGAGCAAAUACUAGCUUAAGAAGUAAAGGAAAAGAUUAGCUUUAAGGCAAGUAGAAGUAAUUAGGAGAGAGUUUGCUAAUCUCAAGGAGAAUGAGAACCAGAAGAGGACAAUCAAACAGUUGGAUUAAAUUCUUUAGACAUUAAAAUUUUUCUAGAGAUUUGAUGAAGCCACCAGAAGUAAAAUUUAUCUUAAUUCAGAGCUGCUAACGCUUGAUGCAUAAACUGUGAUCUUUAACCAAGGUGAUGUUGGAGAUAAACUUUAUAUUAUCUUAAAAGGGAGAGUGGCAGUUUAAGUAAAUUCCCCUGAUUAUGGCAACUUGCCAGUUGUAGUGGCAACACUUAAUGAUGGUGAAUAAUUUGGAGAGCUCUCAUUGAUAAAGCUGAAUAAACUUCAAGAUCAUAGUAAAUAAGGGGAGAUUUAAAUUAUUGAGGAAAAAUCUCAUGAAGAGUUUGCAAAAAGAAAAGCUACUUGUAUUGCAGUAGAAACCACAGAUUUACUUACUUUACCUAAGGAAAUAAGCAUUUAAUUAUAUCAGCCUGAUGCUGCUCCUAAGAGAAAGAGCAGAGCAACCAUUCCUACUAAGAAUGCGAGAAGAAAAACAAUUGAUAGUAUAACUUAAGAGGAGUAGGAUGAGCUAAACUAAAAAAUCUAAUUUUUACAAUCAUUAGCUCUGUUUGAAGAGAUUGAUGCAGAGCUUUUGAUGCCUAUCGCAGUGAAUAUGAUUCCUUGCACUUUUAAUUUCGGUGAGUAUGUAAUUAAAGAAGGAGAAAUACCUAAAGGACUCUAUAUCAUAAAAUCUGGCUAAUGCAAAGUAGCUUGCCGUAGAAUAGCUGAGAGGAAUAAAAAUGAGAAUGAAUAGGGGCAACUAAACAAGAAACUAGGAGAGAAGAAGAAAAUCAAGGACAAGCAUCCUCUUUUUAAUGAUUAUGACCCAGACAACUCAAUUUUGAAUAUGACAUUCUCAUAACUAAUGCCUAAAAAUUUCUUCGGAGGCAGAGUUUUGUUACCAUUUGAAAUGUACAUUAAUCUCAGACGAAUAUACUUUGGCUAGGAGGACCUUUUGAGAUAUUAUCCUAAGUCAACACCUCAGACAGUUAUAGAUCAAGAAUCAGAGGAGCACUUUUAAAUGAGAAGUUUAUUGUCUGUAAUAGCUGACUCAGGUCAGGUAGAGGUAUAUGUUCUUGAUAGAAAUGAUAUGAGCUUUAUUCCAGAUUUUAUUGUAAGAAGAGUUUAUGAGAAAAUUGCUCUGACUCGUGAACCUGAUCGACCAUAUAAUCCCUAGAGAGUUGAAGAGAUAAAAGAUGCUAUGAUUAAAUGGGAUAAAUAUAAAGUAAAAUGUGUUGAGAAAUUGUUCAAAGAAAAAUAACUGCUAGAGAAGAAUAGCUAAAUCAGAUGA